AUGGGAUAACCAAACUCGAAGGCUGCACCUGUUUAACCAAGAGAUCCAAUGGAUAUUUAGUUAGACCUAAGAAUGACAUGGAAACGUCUUGAAUCUGAAUCAAAGAGAAGUUUAAAAGAAUAGGAUAAGAAUGUUGCAAAGGCUAAGGAGGCUUUAAAAAAAAAUAAUGAAGAAGGAGCUAAGCUAUUUUUAUAAACAGCUAUGGCGAAGAAAUAAGAGAGUGAAAAUUUACAAAAAAUGGCAACGAAGAUUUAAUUUGUGGAAUCACAAGUAAAAAGUGCUCAAGCCAAUGCUGAUAUGAUGCAAUAAUUGAAUGUUGUUACACCAAUUAUGUAAUAGUAUACAAAUAACAUGUCAAUUGAAUAAUUAUAUUAAAAUAUAAAUCAAUUUGACAGGGCCUUAGAUGACAUUAUGGUCUAAGGGAAGGUGAUGGAUUCAAUGAUGAAUAAGAACUCUAAUGAUUUUUAAACCAACAUGGCAGUUGAUUAGAUGAUGCAAUAGCUAAAGAAAGAAGAAGCCUUAAAACUGCAAGAUCUACAACCCUCAAAUAUGCAAUUUCAACAGAUACAAUAGUAGCAAUAACAACCCUAAUACCAAAAUCAACAGCAAUAUUAAUAAUAGAAAUAUUGA
Paramecium tetraurelia is the source of this 630-nucleotide messenger RNA. RefSeq lists its product as uncharacterized. Gene Ontology annotation, biological process: endosome transport via multivesicular body sorting pathway; protein transport; late endosome to vacuole transport. Lineage: Eukaryota; Ciliophora; Oligohymenophorea; Peniculida; Parameciidae. Gene Ontology annotation, cellular component: ESCRT III complex; multivesicular body. The record is from RefSeq and is a predicted model, not a curated record. The transcript has 3 exons.